This is a messenger RNA of Nymphalis io (European peacock), 3115 nucleotides long. RefSeq lists its product as uncharacterized. The transcript has 3 exons. NCBI's taxonomy places the organism in Eukaryota, Metazoa, Arthropoda, Insecta, Lepidoptera, Nymphalidae. The record is from RefSeq and is a predicted model, not a curated record. The coding region runs from base 158 to 1873 and encodes 571 amino acids.
CAACUUAUAUUUACGUAAAUAUUUAUUCGUAUAGGCCUAUUUAACAUUGAUAUUUACGGCUUUUUAUAUUAAAAAUUGAUUAAUUAUUAUUAUAUUGCUCUAUGUCUUUGAAAUAUUAAAAUUAUUUAUAAAUAAGAAAGUUAUUGCUUUGUUUAAAAUGGGUGGUUGCCGAUGUACGUAUCGCAAUUGUACAGUAAAAACGGAUGGAAAGACACAUAUGUUUCAUUAUCCUGUGUUUGAGAAAGUAAGAUGCCACCAGUGGCUUGUUAAUGCGCAAAGACUGGAGUUUCUUGACCUUAAAGUGUCCCAAUUAAAAAAUAGAGUGGUCUGUCAACAUCACUUUAAGGAGGAAAACUUUAUGAACUAUAAGAAAGACAAGCUAACAUUUGAUGCUAUACCUACAGAAAAUGGACCGUUUUGUGAUCCCAGUAAAUUUGUGAAUUCAUCUCAAGAGACGACCAAAUCAUACCAUAAUCUUAUACAUUUAGAAGAUAUUGAAAAUGAAGUUAUUUUUAAUGAUAAGAAAGCUAAUUUUUCAUUAAAAUAUGGAGAUUUUCUCACAAAUGGUGAGGUGAUGGAUUCCUCAUCAAGAUAUCGUACUGACAAUAUUAAUAUCUCAAAAGAGAACGCUAAUAAAAUUUCAAAACCUACAUUUUGUUCAAAAAGCGAACAAGAAAUUAACCAACAACUAUUUAAACCACGUUUCACUACAUUGGCAUUACCUUCAAAAAAUGUGAAUAAAAUUCAGCCACAACCUAUGUUAAUAGUUCCACCGUACACUGACAUGAGCCUUGAUAUUGAGGGAGGCAAAGAAAUUAUCCAAGAGCAAGGUCCUAUAAAUAUCUAUGAGCAAUAUCCUUCAACUUACAAAAAUAAUUCACAAAAUAGCUUACUACAAUUAAACACUCAAAAUCCAUCUACUCAUCCAACUCCAUCUCAAAAUAAUAAUGAAGGUUUAGUAAAAAAAGAACCCAAGGUUAGGAUUUUGUCUGAAAAGAAAAUACAAAUUCUAGGGCCAAUUCCGGUCACGGGUAAACUAGAAAAGGUGCCACAUUCUAUUACCAUAAAUAUCCCUAAUAGAAAGAGAGAAGAAAAUAUGAGUGACAAAAAAUGCCCAAACAAUUCGUAUGUUACAAACCCAUCUGAUAAAUUGAAAAUUUUAGAAGUUCUAGAUGUAGAGUUCCAAGGGACACCAAAAGAUACUGUAGCUGCAGCUGAAGUUCCUAGACCAAAGCCAAUAGAAACAGAUGUGAAUAACAUCCCAACAUCUCAACUGUUACCAAAAACUCCACAAAUCAAAAAUAAAAUUAAAUCAGAAAGAAGUGCAGCUAUUGAAAAAAAGAGACAGUUUAAUAUGAGGAUGAAAGAUAUAUUAGAGACAUGUCUUGAUAAAUUAGAUGAUUCAAUAAAAGUUACUGAUAAAAAUACACCACCCGUUGUGGCAUCUAGCAAGUCAUUAAUAAAGCAAACUCAACCACAAGUUGAAAAGUCAACAGAUCAACAAGUCGGCACACAUCUUGCCAAAGAACAAUCUUUACCGAAUGCACAAGAAUACACUAUUGCAUAUUUAGAUGCUAGAAUGAAAUCAAUGGAAAGAGCUCUGUUAAACAAAAUAGAACAAAACUCACAGAGAAUUUUAGAAUUAAAAGAUUCAUUUGGAAAUAUAAAAACCUGUAAGGAACCCAAUGACAAAAGGAAUGUGGGUGUACAAACAAAUGUCAAUGAAGAUUGCUAUAAGAAGUUUCUUUAUCAGGAAAUAUCUCAAUAUUUAAGUCCAGAUUCGAAUAGCUUAAUAUAUGAAGAACUCUUCAUCGACAAAUAUUCCGUAGGUGAUACGAGUACACAAAGAAAAAGGCGAAAGAAAUAUAUAUAGUCGUUAUUACAUAAAAUAUUGAGUUGUAUGUACAAUAAAUGUUUCUAUGAAAUAAACUAUAAUAUUAUACACAUAAAUUAGCUUGGAGACGUAAUUGUAUUUUUUUAAAACUUAGUAUUGUAGCUCGUGAGACUUAAAUCUAAUAAUUUUAGUAUUUGAUUUCAAUAAGAGCAAAAUGAGUUAGGUAGUAAAUGAUAUUUAACAAUUGAAGUGACAUUCAAAUACAGUUUUAACUAUCUGUUUUUAUAGACCCAAUUUAUUAUGUAUGUGUAUACAUGCAUAAUAAAAACAAAUUUAAGAUAACCGUUAACGACUUAACCUCCAACUAAGGCCCCUCACUGAGUUCCCCGCAAUCGCAUCGCUGGCCGCCACAAUAACUAUUUUUGUAGCGUGAAAGUUUUUAUUUUACGAUGACUCCUUAGAUAUCUAUUUUAAUUACAUAGUGUAAAGCACAAUUAUGUACUAAAUGUAAUACAUAAGAUAAUAAAAAUAUGUAUUCAUAUAAAUAUUAACACCUCAUCGAUUGAAAAACUUCGCAAAUAUUUCAUUAUUUUUGAACAAAAAUAACAUAACAGUUUACUAAUCCUUUGGGCUAUGUCGAUAACUUUGGUUCUCUGUCGGAUCACCACAUUUGGGACUCGAUCCUUCAGAGAAACUCUGAGCAGGAGUGGAGAGGGCUACUCUAUAGCUCGCUGAGCGACCUUAAAAUGGUGUACCAAACACACUAACAGUGUCCACGUCUCGGCUCCGUAAGUCAAAACCGGUAAGACGCACUCGUUGAAGACUUAAGUCUUAAAGCAUUGCGGUAUUCGUGACGAAAAGACCCGACCAAGUUUCCUAUACGGUGCCCAGCUCAGCCGUAUUCUUCUAUGUGCUUCCUUCUCAAAGUUGUUUCGACUCAACUGCAAAGUUUGCCCAAGGUAUACAUAUUCCUGAAUAACUUCGAGAGGAACUCCGUUAAGAGUUAUCGGUUCCGGGUUGACGUGUUCAUUGAACAUUAUCUUGGUUUUGUCCAAGUUAAUCCGGAAAUCAAUUUGAGCAGAAGAAUCAGCCAGGCUGCUCAGCAUAUACUGAGGUCCUGCACGGUUUCUGCCACGAUGACUAUAUCGUCUGCAAAUCUCAAGUAUGAAAGGUACUCGUCGUUUACGUUUAUGCCCCGCCCUUCUCAGUGCAGCGUCUUGAACAUAUCCUCUAAUGCAUUAGUAAACAAUUUCGGGGAAAUGACAUCCCCUUGUCAGUGUC